This is a messenger RNA of Cynara cardunculus var. scolymus (artichoke), 2190 nucleotides long. RefSeq names its product protein WHAT'S THIS FACTOR 1 homolog. Lineage: Eukaryota; Viridiplantae; Streptophyta; Magnoliopsida; Asterales; Asteraceae. The transcript is spliced from 3 exons. The record is from RefSeq and is a predicted model, not a curated record. Bases 469 to 1686 code for a protein of 405 amino acids. Gene Ontology annotation, molecular function: RNA binding.
CGAACGAGGACGAGUGGACUGUGGACGACCCUGGCUCACUGCGAGUCUGCGACCAGAGUGCAGAGUACCAGACGCCGACGGUCCAGACACUGAGACGAGACGACCAGCAGGGCGCAGGCUGCCUGUGCGCGAGCAGCGGGACUUAGGUUUUUGAUUCGGCUUUCGGAUAAAAAAGAAGACUUGGUUUCCAAAGGGAAAAAGUGUUAGUGGCCUGACCUGACCCAAAACCUGUUUGACCCGUUGAAAACUACCCAUUUGGACCCUAACCCGUUGCUCAAUCUGACCCAGCUGCCCAUUUUUGCCACCUCUGCUUAAACCCUAACCAGUCUCCAAAGUGGAUACUCCGGCCAUUUUCAUUUUUUGCGGUGAGUUUACUUCUUGAAUAGCCUGUUGCUGAUUUCAUAUCAUAUACAGGAGUUUCUGAAUCCUUUUAUACUUUUAAUUUCGUAAGAGGCAAUAGCAUUGUCAAUGGCGUUUCGGCAUCUAUUCUCAACUGUGACCACUGCCAUGAAAAACAGGCAGUUACUACAGGAAUUCACUUCCCUCGUUAGCCCUGACCCUAGGACAUGUUCCCUCUCCACCCUUAUGAUUCGUGCUUACUCAACUUCAUUCCUAAUCACCAAAACCCCCAAAUCCCAGAAGAAAAAACGCAAGAAGAAAGAAUCAGCAAGAACCAAGCAUGUCCAGCAUGAAUCUGAAUGUAUUCCUCACUUCGAGAAGGUCCUCCAUCGUGACAAUCACUUCCGCUUCUUCAUCAAAACCAAGGAGUAUCUCUCGAAACAGCCACAACAAGUCCUCUGCCUCGAUGAUGCUGGAAAACUCCACCGUGAGCUUGGGUUCCCUCGUGGCCGCAAAGUACUUAAAUUCAUCCAGCGCCACCCACUCAUUUUCCACACAUACCGCCACUCCAAUGAUAAAAUCUGGUUCGGGUUUACAGAUUUCAUGGAGUCAUUGCUGGAAGAAGAGAAGAUGAUCAUGGAUGAAAUGGAAAAGGAGAGGAUUGAUGUUGUCAGGAAGCUGCUAAUGAUGUCUGCCAAGAAACGGAUUCCUUUGAGCAAGAUCUAUCACUGUAGGUUGUUGUUUGGAAUUCCUGAAGAUUUCAGAGACCGUGUGAGAAAAUAUCCAGAAUAUUUCAAUACGGUUGUCGAGGAAGAUGGGAAGAGAAUUCUUGAGCUUGUGAACUGGGAUCAGAAGCUCGCUGUCAGCACAUUGGAGCGACAGUUCAUGGUUGAUGAAGAUAGAGCGAAAAAGGCAUUUCAGUUCAAGGUGAAACAUGGGAAAUUGUUGAAUUUGGAUGAACAAGAUGAGAGGAAGUUGAACUUGUUGAAUACUCUUCCUCUUGUUUCCCCUUAUUCGGAUGGGGCGAGUUUGGAUCUGUGGACUUUGGAGGCCGAGAAGUACAGGGUAGGGGUUCUUCAUGAGUUCUUGAGCUUGACGUUGGAGAAACGAGCAUCGAUUCACCAUAUAGUGGAGUUCAAAGAGGAGUUGAGUCUCACAAAGCAUACUUAUUCUAUGCUAUUAAAACAGCCUCGGAGUUUUUACUUGGCAGGAACCGAGAUGAAUUGGGUUGUUUUCUUGAAGGAUGCUUAUGGGGAAGAUGGGGUUCUGAUUCAUAAAGAUCCCCAGGUUGUGUUUAAUGAGAAAUUAUGUGAAUAUGCAGACAGGCAGGAACUUUCUAACUUCUAAUGAGCCAUUGUAUACAAGGAAGCAAAACCGAGGACAGCACUCGGGAGGAAGCUAAACCGAAGCAACCACCAAAAAGGAGCAAAGCUCAGAAGGGGAGAGGAGAAGAAAGAAAGCGGAAGGGGGGGGGGGGAGAGGUGGAAGAUUCCAGACAAGCUUAGUACGGGUCACGUUAGGGGAAGGCUUCAUGGUAAGGCCAAUCAGCUUGGACCACCAUGUCAGAGGAUCUUCUUUUAUUUUUUAAUAUGCAAUUAUUCUUUUCCUGCUAGAGGUGGUAGACGGUUCGAGCGAACACUAAACGACGAACGAUAGACCAAACAGUCUUGUCUUUGGUGGCUUGUUGGAACAUACUGAAAUAUCAGUCCAGUAACCGGAAGGUUUAGCUUUGGCUUAAGGCCAUUCUGUGGUUAGCUUUUUAGAAUGUGUAGAGAAAGAAUAGAGGAGUAACUUAGUUCCAACGUGAAUUUUGGAGUCUUCUAUGUUUUAGUUCUAUUUUUUUACCUUUGC